AUGACCAAGGACAAUUCAUCAAUGGCACCUCUUGAGCACGUUGGCAAGCCGAUGUUGCUACGAACGCGUACUAGUGGUGGUAACGUGUCGGGGGUCGGGGCGAGCAUCCAAUACUGGGAAUUUACAAUCGAAAUGCUGCUGGACUCGCAUCGCGAUUAUGCCCCAGGAUUCCAGUCAGCGCUCGUUCCUGAAAAGUGUAACCGACGCCUUUAUCCUUUGGUCACAGCCACUGAUACAACCAGCAUCGCCGCGUCUCAAAAGUUCUCUUCCUCACCAUCAAUCUCUACUCUCAUGAGGGUCGUCAUCAAUCCUCUCGGACGCGGCCAAGCGUGCUAUGCAUGUCGCAAACACAAAAUAAGGUGUAAUGCUGUCAAGCCGGUUUGCAGUAGCUGCGAGCGGGUAGGGCGCGAGUGCCGGUAUUCGGAGAGCAAAUCCCAAAAAUUAGAAGAUAGGCUCAACGACCUCGAGCAACGUCUUCACCAAGUGCAAUUCCACGCUCAACUGGCAUCAAGUUCGAGCACGGUCCCGGCAAGCAUGGAAAAUUCGCCUUCCAUUGUCGAGGACACUGGGCUAGCAGAGUCAGAUCCAUUGUUGCCCUAUUACCCCUCACCUCGCCUCACCUAUGAACCACCAGCGAUGAGGGCAGUGACUGCUAGCCCUGGGAAUCAGCCAACUUACUCGUCAGCGGUGCCGAAUUAUGCCAUGCUCAAUGGACUUCAAGCUUGGAAUCCUGAUGAGGAUGUCCCUCCGGGCCUUCGGCAGCAACUGCUCCAAGUACUCCUCCGUCACAGGUCGGAGUUCUUUUUCUUCAUGAAUACUCAACGGCUUGAAGAGAGAAUAAUUCUUCCUCCGGAUCACCCAGAUUCUCUACACCACUCCCUUCUGAAUGCCAUCUACCUCGCCGCAUGUUCGAUCUCACCUGAUUUUAAGCCCUUGGAGGACCUCUUUCUUCACCGCACCUUGGAAGCUAACCAUGCCUCUAUUGCAUUUGUUGACCGUCUUGAACACCAUCUAUGGGCUUGCGUCCUUACUAUAUGCGUUUACUCUCGAAAAAGCAAAAUAGUCUCAGCGCAUAACCUCUGCAGCAGUGAGCAUUGUCUCGGUGUCAUUAUGGCCACUGUCCACUUUGCAGUUGCGUGUGGACUCAAUAGUAUCAGCAAUCCGGGCCAUUACUUCAUGCAAAGUAGAGCUUUGGGUGGCCUUUUGGGUCCUGUGGAAGACGCCAUUCAUCUAGGGGAACGCAUUUCUCUCUGGUGGUCAAUUUAUGUACUAGACAGGCGGCUAAGCUUGGCGAUAGGGCUUCCGUAUGCGAUAUGGGAUCACGAUCGCCAAGGUAUCACAACGGUUUGGCCGAGAUCCCAGGACGAGAUCAUGGAGAAUCCUUCACUGGACGCGUGGACAACAGAUUCUGUUGCGGAGUUGUUUAUUCAUGGGACGGAAUCUACGAAUGUUGCGAACGAUUCCCAGCUCGCCCUCCACGCGAAAUCCAAUGCCCUGAUGGAGCAGUGUUUCUGUGUUCUACAAUUUAGUGAAACCCUCGAGCGUUUUAACGCAACUCUUCCACCUCUUUCGGAUCUCCGUGAGCUCCAACCUGGGGAGCUUGAUUCCAAGAAGACUGUUAAUACAUCUAUCGCGCGCGUCCGCGUUACCACCUAUACCUCCAUUAUCAUUCUAUAUCAGAUCGAGGCGGACAAGAACGAAGCGGCAUAUGAGCAAUGCAUUUUCUUUGCGAACAAGAUGGCCAUGGAGGCCGACCAAAUAGGCGACAAGUCGAAACUGUACUCUCAUGCAUGUCUCGCUGAACGAUCCUCCACAGAAUGCACAUCAAAUGCAACGCUUGCAUCAGGCCCAUCAAAACCUCUCUAUCAUUUGUAA
Messenger RNA from Cantharellus anzutake, 1875 nucleotides. RefSeq lists its product as uncharacterized. NCBI's taxonomy places the organism in Eukaryota, Fungi, Basidiomycota, Agaricomycetes, Cantharellales, Hydnaceae. Gene Ontology annotation, molecular function: DNA binding; DNA-binding transcription factor activity, RNA polymerase II-specific; zinc ion binding. The transcript has 12 exons. Gene Ontology annotation, cellular component: nucleus. The record is from RefSeq and is a predicted model, not a curated record. Gene Ontology annotation, biological process: regulation of DNA-templated transcription; DNA-templated transcription. The coding region runs from base 1 to 1875 and encodes 624 amino acids.